Molecule: messenger RNA, 2661 nt
Organism: Penicillium robsamsonii
Lineage: Eukaryota; Fungi; Ascomycota; Eurotiomycetes; Eurotiales; Aspergillaceae
Product: transcriptional regulator family TF
Exons: 3
Coding region: 1-2661 (886 amino acids)
Biological process (GO): regulation of DNA-templated transcription; DNA-templated transcription
Cellular component (GO): nucleus
Molecular function (GO): zinc ion binding; DNA binding; DNA-binding transcription factor activity, RNA polymerase II-specific
Source: RefSeq, a predicted model, not a curated record
AUGGAUCAUCCGCCCACAAACGAUCCCAGCCUCCAACCAGCUUCCAUCAAUCGUCGGAGCAAACCCCAGCUCUCCUGUAAUCUAUGUCGUCGAAGAAAGCUCCGAUGCGAUCGCAAGGAGCCCUGUGCGACAUGUACCGCUCGUGGAUUGGCGCUUUCGUGUGCCUAUCCUAGCAAUCAAACCCCAGCCCCACGCCGACGGCCGCCCGGGCCGUAUGAGACCGACAGGAGUCGCCCCCGAGCAACCGUUCACGACCGUUUAGGCCAGUUGGAGCAGAUUGUUGUUUCGCUGAUGCAGAAGACCACCUCUGGUGGCCAAGACCGGCCGGACCAGGAUUCAGUCGCGCCGAUUCCUCAAGAUCUCCCUGAAGAGGGCUCACGGGAAGGGGCCACCAAUUCUGAAGACUCUCCAGCUCAGUCCGAGGGUGGGAAUGUAUGGUUUAGCUCUUCAGACGCCCAGUACGUCGGGGGAACCCAUUGGGCUGCCAUCCUGGAUGGGAUCGCCGACCUCAAGGAGCAACUUGAACGGGAAGACCACGGGAGCAUGGAAAAGCCUGCUAUGCUGCAUACUUUCCUACUGUAUGGUUGUAAAUCAGCGAGUAAAGAAGAUAUCUUAGCAGCUCUGCCCUAUCGACCCGCCGUCGAUCGUUAUAUUUCCCAGUACUUUAAUCGGUUGGACCUGGCGUCAUGUAAGCCCAUGAUCUACAAUAUCCGAACCUCGGCUAAUACAAGGCAUCGUACUCUUCAGCCUGUCUACACAGCGUAUGAACGGUUCUGGGAGAAUCCAUCCCAGACCUCGGUCAUGUGGCUUGGUCUCCUCUUUUCUAUGAUAUGCCUCGCAGUGCUGGCUUCUAGUUCAGCAGACUCCAGCUCAUCUCCGGGAUUCCGAAAUCCGUUGGUGGAUACAUACCGCGAAAAAAUAGUACAGUGCCUCAUUCUAGGCGAGUACACCAAAUCCGGGCGUUACGUGUUUGAAACUCUAUAUCACUACUUGACCAUCGAGUAUUCUAUCCGCAAGGAUGCUGACCAGGACAUCUGGAUCCUUUCGGGAAUCUCAGUCAAUAUAGCCCUGCGCAUGGGCUAUCACCGGGAUCCGUCACACUUGCCAGGCAUCUCCCCAUUUGCAGGAGAGAUGAGACGGCGGGCCUGGGCCACCAUUCUGCAGGGAGAUAUCCUGAUCUCCACCCAAAUGGGUAUGCCACGCAUGAUUAAGGAUUGGCAAUGUGACACAGUAGAGCCUCGUAAUCUGAAUGACUCGGACUUCGACGAGGAUUGCUCCGAGCUUCCCAUGUCAAGGCCAGAGACAGAGACCACCACUGUUUCGCACCUGGUUGCUCGACGACGUAUCUUUGCCGCCUUGGGUGUGAUCGUUGAUUUCACCGCGUCGGUGCGACCAGUGACCUACGACGAGGUAAUGCGACUAGAUCGGAUUCUGAAUGAUGCGGAGACUACGAUCCCUGCCUACCUCCGCAUGAAGGCCAUGACCGGGGCGGUGACUGAUCCCCCGCAGGUGAUUAUGCAUCGUCUCUUCCUCAGACUGAUGUUUCACAAGGGUCAGAUUAUGCUACACUGCAAGUACCUAAGCCGGGACCCAGCCACGGUUUCCGAAAGUCACACUUCAUACUCCUACUCGCGUACCUCUUGCAUAAAGGCAGCCUUGGGUAUUUUGGAAAUCCAGCACAUUUGCGACGAGGAAACCGGUCCAGAUGGCCAGCUUUAUACAAUACGGUGGAGGGCUUCCUCCUUCAUGAAGCAUGAGUUUCUGACAGCCACGAUGCUGCUGUGCUUUCUCGCACGACAGCCAGAUGCUCUGACUGAGGGUCACAACUUGGAUCAAAUCAUAGCAGCCUUAGCAAGGGCGCAUAGUAUCUGGAUGAGGUCAAGGAAUGCGUCAGCGGAAGCGAAGACGGCAGCAGACACUCUCAGCAUUGUUCUUGCUCGACAAUCAGGCGAUUCUGAUAUGGGCGAAGAUGGCCAGGGUAUGAACAAUAACUUCGCCCUAAAUCCAGGUCAGUCGGCCGUCCUACUUUCUCCCCGUGUCCCUGCUUACAAUUUCACAGCUCUGCCUAUGUCCUUUCCCGCCGAAGGGCUCAAUGACAACGGUCUAAGGGAGAAUUUUUCUUAUGGAUUCCCCUUCAUAGGGUCCAGUCAAAUGUUCAUAGGCCCAGCCAUGAUGAUGGAUCCGAACCCCGCAUGGCAAUGGCAAAAGGUUUGUUCCAACUCCGUUCCUCUACAGAUGUACCACUCACCAUUAAAACCUAGUAUUUUGAAACCGAAUUACCGCAGGAUCCAGUCUAGGGCAUCCGUGCAGAGUGUGGAGUUCGGCAUGUUGCGUUUGGGAAUUUUUCGGUGGAAUACCAGCUUAGCUGAUAUGGCCCCGAUGAACGACCAGGAGCUGGACUGCCGUAUAAAGAGGCUUCGAGAAAGAUGCCUCGUGAACGCGGGGGUAAGAAGCGUCGGCAAGCAGCUCGGCUUCAAGGGACCAAUCCGGAGCAUCGCUCUCGAGGCUAAAGAGAUGAUGGUCAAGCUCGCGAAUCAGGUCGCGCACCCUCUUGGAAUGUUAGAUAAGCUAGGCGCCCAUACGCGGCCACUGAGCGCCCUUGAGUGCGAUGCGCAGCGCGUCGACUAUACAAACCUAAAAGUAACACCUGCAGGAUCCUAA